Messenger RNA from Syngnathoides biaculeatus (alligator pipefish), 4802 nucleotides. RefSeq lists its product as uncharacterized. NCBI's taxonomy places the organism in Eukaryota, Metazoa, Chordata, Actinopteri, Syngnathiformes, Syngnathidae. Bases 3623 to 4624 code for a protein of 333 amino acids. The record is from RefSeq and is a predicted model, not a curated record. The transcript is spliced from 2 exons.
GUGACACUCACUGGACCCGGCGGCGAGCAGCACCAGCAGAACGACACACAACAUGGUUGGUAUGCCGAAGGUGUCCUGACGGGAACGUCUCUUCUGCGAGGGCAGGACUGCAAGUUUUAUAGCGCACCGGUGGGGCCUUCAAUUUGCAUAGCGGCACCACAUGUGCCAUUAAAGAUGGCAGAUACUGUACAUAUUUGGAAACAAGUGUUUGCAGUUGCUUUGAAAAAUGAGCAUUUUCCCUGUAAAAGUAUUUUCAAGUUGACUUAAAAUGUUUCACCGCACAGUUUAUCAUAGAACCAACCCAAAUACUUGAACACAACAUUUAAACACAAGUGUAAAUUAAUAAUGGAGAAUAUUUUGAAGUGAAUCCAUCAAAAGGGAGUGUUAUUGUCAAUAUUGUAGUCCUGCUUGAAGCUUGAAAACACACGAGUGUAAAAAUACCCAGCAAGUUGUUAGGUGAACAUGAAUGAUCAAUAAAUUGAUUCAUCUGGGGUUUUUUUUGGGGGGGGGAGUUUUGCCUCGUUUCUAACUACUGUACAUCAAAGUAAUGAGAAAUGCAUAUUCUUUGCCAGAAUUAAAAAGAAAAGACAGUCACACAAAAAAAGAAUUUCAGGCCUUCUGUGUGAUUCAUCUCACAGUCCGAAAUGCAAAAGAGCAGUUAAAAGCCUGAGAGGUCAAAUAAAAGCACGAAAACUCGGAAUUUUGCUUUCAUGUUCUUUGGGUGUUUCCUGUAUGUGGCUUUAGUUUGACCAUAGAAUGUAAAAGAAAAUGAAUGCAGCGCAAAUGAAAUGCACAAAUUCCCAUGAUUUUUUUUUUACAUCUUGAAACGUGCUUCCAGCCUAUUUCAGGUGAAAGAUGUUUUUUAUGGUUCCUGUUUCACAUGAGCAGGUGGCGUCCCACGCGUGCAAACAGAAGACAUAUUGAGGUUAAAAUGUAAUUUGAAACAUUGCCUAAAAAGUUGAUCAAGCUUCACGUUGAGGCCACGGAACAAAUACAAUUGUUAUCCGAUGUGAUAUUUUAGGGGAGGUUAGUACAAUUUGGAGUCCCAUGCAAGAUACCAGAUCGUUGGGUCUCAAUGAUCCUUAGAAAGGUGAGGAAUCAGCCCAGGACUACACGGCAGGAUUUGGUCAAUGACCUGAAUAGAGCUGGGACCACCGUUUCCAACAUGAGUGUUGGUAAUACGCUAAGACGUCAUGGUUUGAAAUAAUGCACGGGACGAAAGGUUCCCUUGCUUAAACCAGCACAUGUCAAGGCCCGUCUCCAGUUUGCUAAUGACCAUUUGGAUGGUACAGAAGAGUCGUGGGAGAAAGUUUUGUGGUCAGAUGAGACCAAAAUGGAACUUUUUGGUCGUUAUUCCACUAACUGUGUUAGGAGGAAAACGAAUGAUGAGUUCCAUACCAAGAACACUAUCCCUACCCUGAAGCAUGAGGCUGGGAACAUCAUGCGUUGGGGGUGUUUUUCUGCAUAUUGGACAGGACCACUGCACUGUAUUAAGGAGAGGAUGACCGUGGCCAUUUAUUCUGAGACUUUGGGGAACAACGUCUUUCCCUCAGUCAGAGCAUUGAAGAUGGGUCAUGGCUGGGUCUUUCAACAUGACAAUGACCCGAAGCACACAGCCAGGAAAACCAAGGAGUGGCUUCGUAAGAAGCGUAUCAAAGUUCUGGCGUGGCCGAGCCAGUCUCCAGACCUAAACCCAAUAGAAAAUCUUUGGAGGCAGGUGAAACUCCGUGUUUCUCAGCAAAAGCCCAGAAACCUGUCUGAUCUACAGAGGUUCUGUGUGGAGGAGUGGGCCAAAAUCCCUCCUGUAGUGUGUGCAAACCUGGUGAACAUCUACAGGAAACGUUUGACCUCUGUAAUUGCAAAUAAAGGCUACUGUACCAAAUAUUAACAUUGGUUUUCUCAGGUGUUCAAAUACGUACUUACAGCUGUACCACACAAAUAAAUUGUUGAAAAAAUAAUCCAUUGUUGUCAUGAUCCUGCAGCUCCAGCACGAGCUGUGCGAAGCCCGCGUGGGUGCCCGCGUGGGUGCCCGUGCGGGUGCGCUUAUUGAGGCGCAGACCUGCGUCUCAUGCGGGCUGAUUAGUCCGUGUAUUUAUAUCACCCCGAUGACGACUGGUGGGUGCCAGUUCGUUGAGCUUCAUGUCCCAUUCGAGUGCUCCGGUAUCCCUGAUCGUCAUCCUGUGUGUACCGACCUUCGCCUGUUCUCCGACCAACCUUGUAAGCCUGACUCCUUCGAUACUUCUGCCUGCUUGGAUUGUUCCCCUGUGUACUGACUCCUGCCUGCCCGCUCACCUGCUCUCUUCACCCGACGUCCCAACUACCGCUGCUGCACCGGACUGCCUGCUCGAUCCCCGACCUCGCCAUAUAAUAAACGUUUCUCCUUGAACUACCUUGCAUCGUCCAAGUCCUACAUUUGGGUCCUACUCCCGUUCCGAUGGGACGUGACAGAACGAACUGGCCACAACAGGACCCAGCAGGAAAGACCCGGCGUCGCCGGGACCGACGCAAGGUAGACCAUCUGCCGGAGGACCAAGCCUGUCCGAUCCGGGUAGACUCCUUGACGUCCCCCGCUUCCGUGUCUUACACUCCGCCAGCGAGGUAUGAAUACGUACCGAACACGACCCGUCCGGCUCCUCAUAUUCUUCUGGACUCUGACUUUUCGGAAUAUGAGGAGGACCGUGAUUUGUAUGACCGGCUGCCUGAGUACGACUCCGAUGACUUUGAUUUUGAAUCUCUUUACCCGGCUUUUCAUCCCAGUCAGUUUGCUCCACCUCCCCCCGUUCCCAGCACCCGAACGUCUUCGCCCGGUGGAUACAAAUACACCAAUCCGUUUGAGGGAACCCGCUUGGCCAUCUAACCGUGACCUCCGCGGGGCGGCCAGAGGAGACGCCCCGGCCGGGCGCUCCCUGGUGUCUCCCGCUGGGUGGCAACGAAGACACCGUCCUCCCACUCUUCGCCGGAAACGGUGAGACCGGCAGACCCGCAGCUGGUGGCGAAGCUUCCAGCCCAGAGGGAGGAGGAGCCGCCAAAUCGCGAUGCGUUCUACCGUGAAAUGCGGGCGGAUAUAGAGCGGCAGAGCGCCGAAUUGGCAGUUCUCACGGGCCAGGUCCGGCAAGGAUUGGCGAACGAGCCGAGCUACGCUGACGUCACAACUGCGACAGACUCGCUGCUGAUGCAGGUUCACGUGGCAGUUGGAACUGACCCGCUCCCAAGACACGCCCACGUGUCAGUUUCGACUGACUCUCUGCCUACUCUCGCUCACGUUGCUGUGGAAACCGACCCGCCCCCUCGCCAAGCGCACGCUGCAGUGGGAACGGACUCUCCACCUUGCCAAGUGCACGUCGCAGUGGGAACGGACUCGCCACCUCGCUAAGCGCACAUAGCUGUGGAAACUUACCCGCCUCCUCGCCAUUCCCACGUCGAGGUUUUGGCUGUUCCGAGCAGAGUUCUCGCGGCAGUUGGAACUGUCCCGCUCCCGAGACCCGCUCAUGUGUCAGUUUUGAUUGACUCUCUGCCGACUCUCGUUCACGUUGCCCUGGAAACGGAUUCGCCACCGCGCCACGCCCACGUUGCUGUCUCAACGAAUGCACCGCAAGCUCACGUGGCAGUGGGGACCGACCCGAUGCCUUCUCACAUUGCUGUAAAGGAGGUGGUGAUGGCGAGGGCCAUGGUGUCGCCACCUUCUCACGUUGCUGUCCAGGAGGUGGCAACGUCUCCUCAGCCGCUUCCCGUCCGUGCUCCGGAGUACCAGUGGCGACCGGCCCGCGGACGCUCCCGGUUCCUGCUUCGUCGGCGACCGGCCCGCGGUCGCUCCCGGUUCCUGCUUCGUCGGCAACCGGCCCGCGGUCGCUCCCCAUUCCUGCUUCGUCGGAGACCGGCCCGCAGUCGCUCUCCAUUCCUGCUCUGUCGGCGACGGGCACGCCCAUACGUUCCCAUCCAGGAGGUGGCAAUGGUGACACUGACGCUGCCUUUUCACGUUCCUGUCCAGAAGGUGGAGACGGUUCCCCAGCCGCCUCACGUUGCCGUCCAGGAGGGGGCAAUGGCACCACGGCCUCCUCACGUUCCCGUCCAGGAGGAGGUGGAGUUGGUGAUGCUGCCUCCACCUUCUCACGUUCCUGUCCAGAAGGUGGCGACGGUUCCCCAGCCGCCUCAGGUUGCCGUCCAUGAGGGGGCGAUGGCACCGCGGCCUCGUCACGUUCCCGUCCAGGAGGAGGUGGAGUUGGUGAUGCUGCCUCUGCCUUCUCACGUUCCUGUCCAGGAGGUGGCGACGGUUCCCCAGCCGCCUCACGUUGCCGUCCAGGAGGGGGUGAUGGCACCGCGGCCUCCGCACGUUCCCAUCCAGGAGGAGGUGGAGUUGGUGAUGCUGCCUCCGCCUUCUCACUUUCCUGUUCAGGAGGUGGCGACGGUUCCCCAGCCGCCUCACGUUGCCGCCCAGGAGGGGGCGAUGGCACCGCGGCCUCCCCACAUUCCCGUCCAGGAGGAGGUGGAGGUGGAGUUGGUGAUGCUGCCUCCGCCUUCUCACGUUCCUGUCCAAGAGGUGGCGACUGUUCCCCAGCCGCCUCACAUUCCUGUCCAGGAGUACCAGCGGCAACUGGUCCACGGCCGUCCCACGCCCUUGUCUUGACGGCGACAAGAGCUGGGGAGUUCUGAUGAGCUACCCCGGAGCUGGAGAGACUUCGGGAUGGCUGUGAUGGUAAUGGUGGCAGUCAUGGCUCUGGUCCUUCUCUCCAUCAUCCUAUUCACUCAAGAUGGCUCCCAGCCGCUUCAUGACCUGGCCUCGUUGGUGACCAAUCCACGGCUGC